This is a messenger RNA of Oncorhynchus masou masou (cherry salmon), 3926 nucleotides long. RefSeq names its product neurotrypsin-like. The record is from RefSeq and is a predicted model, not a curated record. NCBI's taxonomy places the organism in Eukaryota, Metazoa, Chordata, Actinopteri, Salmoniformes, Salmonidae. Gene Ontology annotation, molecular function: serine-type endopeptidase activity. Gene Ontology annotation, biological process: proteolysis. The transcript is spliced from 4 exons. The annotation marks the transcript as partial.
GUACGGUGGAGUCUGUGUCAGUUCCUAUCUGUGUUAGAUACUAACUGUCUGUCUGUGUUAGAUACUAACUGUCUGUCUGUGUUAGAUACUAACUGUCUGUCUGUGUUAGGUACGGUGGAGUCUGUGUCAGAUCCUGUCUGUGGGUUGAGGCUGAUACAUACACGCCAACGCAGAAUCAUAGGAGGAGAGAACUCACUGAGGGGAGGCUGGCCAUGGCAGGCUGCGGUGCGUCUCAGAGGCUCUCGGGGGGACGGAAGGUUGGUGUGUGGAGCGACUCUCAUCAGCUCCUGUUGGAUACUCACCUCAGCUCACUGCUUUAAGAGGGAUGGUAACAGUACUAAACAGUACAAGGUGAGGGUUGGGGAUUACCAUUCUCUGGUUCCCGAGGAGUUUGAGGAGGAGUACGCCGUCGAUCAGAUCGUCCUGCACCCUAGCUACCGUUCCCACAGCAACGACUACGACCUGGCCUUGGUGCGUCUGUCGCCGGGAGUGGCGGGGAAGGGCCGCGGUCGAUGUGUGGCGUUCAGUCGGCACGUUCUGCCCGCCUGUCUGCCGCUACGCAAGGAGAGAGUCCUGAAACAGGCUUCCAACUGUCACAUCACAGGCUGGGGGGACACAGGUCGGUCCUACUCUAAGACCCUCCAACAGGCUCCUCUCUCCCUCCUCCCUCGUCGUCACUGCCAACAGCGUUACCACGGAGCCUUCACUAGCCGCAUGCUCUGCGCCGGGACAGACGGCCAAUCGGAGCGCCGCGUGGACAGUUGCCGUGGAGACAGCGGCGGCCCGUUGGUGUGUGAGCGUCCGGGCGGAGGGUGGGUCGUGUACGGUGUGACCUCGUGGGGUCACUCCUGUCGCACGCAACACUCACCUGGCGUCUACACUAAAGUCUCCGCCUUCACACCCUGGAUACACAAGGUGAUUGGACAAUGAGAGGGAUACAGGAACUGGGAUCGUCAAGGUGAUUGGACAAUGGGAAGAAUAUAGGAAGUGGAUUUGCAAGGUGAUUGGACAUUGGGAUAAGGGCAUGAAGAGAUGACAGCCAAUGUGAGAUAGUGGUAGAUAACGGACUGGCCAAUUGAGAAGGACUAUAUUUGGAGCUUGUGAUUUGAUUGGUCAGUAAAAUAAGUGGUUUCAAACCAGUUGAAAGGCUUGACCAAUCUCACCCCGGUCUCUCGUUCAUAUCUACCCCUCCCCCCUUUACCCCCUCUCUCUCUCUCUCUGCUUUCCCCUCUCCUCCUCCUCCUCAUUCCCUCUCUCUCUUCCUCCUCGUUCCCUCUCUCUCUCUCUGCUUUCCCCUCUCCUCCUCCUCCUUGUUCCCUCUCUCUCUUCCUCCUUGUUCCCUCUCUCUCCUCCUCCUCCUCCUCAUUCCCUCUCUCUCUUCCUCCUCGUUCCCUCUCUCUCCUCCUCCCCUCCUCGUUCCCUCUCUCCUCCUCCCCCUCCUCGUUCCCUCUCUCUCUCUUCCUCCUCGUUCCCUCUCUCUCAUCCUCCUCGUUCCCUCUCUCUCUUCCUCCUUGUUCCCUCUCUCUCUCUUCCUCCUCAUUCCCUCUCUCUCCUCCUCCUCCUCCUCCUCAUUCCCUCUCUCUCCUCCUCCUUGUUCCCUCUCUCUCUCUUCCUCCUCGUUCCUUCUCUCUCAUCCUCCUCGUUCCCUCUCUCUCUUCCUCCUUGUUCCCUCUCUCUCUCUUCCGCCUCAUUCCCUCUCUCUCCUCCUCCUCCUCCUCAUUCCCUCUCUCUCUUCCUCCUUGUUCCCUCUCUCUCUCUUCCUCCUCGUUCCCUCUCUCCUCUACUGAACACAAUCUCAACUCCUCUUUAUCAGCACUUAUUUAAUUGAACCCUUUUGAGGCGACACUAUUUAAGGUUAAAUCAACUCCUGGUUUGAUGAACAGUGGAGAUUCUUAACAAGACGUAAUCUGAGAAUGUGUUGUUGCUUUGCUACGGUGUGGACUAACGAACACAUCCCAGACAACCAGUCUAAAAUGUUUUCUAUUGUUCUAUAAAUGACCUGAUGAAAGCAACUACAGGUACAGCACAUUGUUGUUGACAUCCGACUCCUAGGGGAACGACGGGGACCAGAGGCACAGGGACACACACACACACACACACACACACACACACACACACACACACACACACACACACACACACACACACACACACACACACACACACACACACACACACACACACACACACACACACACACGACAACAUGACUGAGUCUCCUUCGUACUGUGAAGGAGAAGGUGGAGAUUUACACUGAGGUACUGCUGUCAGUCAGCAUUCUGCUGUUACUCUACACCUGUUGUUUACAAAGCAUGUGACUAAUACAAUCUGAUUGGAUCUGUUGUUGUUUACUGUUCACCCUCCGAGUCCGACAGCUGAACUGUUGAUCAAACGGAUUCAGAUGGCACCCUAUUCCCUAUAUAGUGCACUACUUUAUAGGUGCACUACUUUAGACCAGAACCCUAUUCCCUAUAUAGUGCACUACCUUUAUAGCACCCUAUUCCCUAUAUAGUGCACUACCUUUAUAGAACCCUAUUCCCUAUAUAGUGCACUACUUUAGACCAGAGCCCUAUUCCCUAUAUAGUGCACUACCUUUAUAGAACCCUAUUCCCUAUAUAGUGCACUACCUUUAUAGAACCCUAUUCCCUAUAUAGUGCACUACCUUUAUAGAACCCUAUUCCCUAUAUAGUGCACUACCUUUAUAGAACCCUAUUCCCUAUAUAGUGCACUACCUUUAUAGCACCCUAUUCCCUAUAUAGUGCACUACUUUAGACAAGAGCCCUAUUCCCUAUAUACUGUAGUGCACUACCUUUAUAGCACCCUAUUCCCUAUAUAGUGCACUACUUUAGACCAGAGCCCUAUUCCCUAUAUAGUGCACAACCUUUAUAGCACCCUAUUCCCUAUAUAGUGCACUACUUUAGACCAGAGCCCUAUUCCCUAUAUAGUGCACUACUUUAGACCAGAGCCCUAUUCCCUAUAUAGUGGUACCACUAAAGACCCUAUUUCCUAUAUAGUGCACUACAUUAUACCAGAGCCAUAUUCCCUAUAUAGUGCACUACCUUUAUAGAACCCUAUUCCCUAUAUAGUGCACUACCUUUAUAGAACCCUAUUCCCUAUAUAGUGCACUACCUUUAUAGCACCCACUAUAGACCAGAGCCCUAUUCCCUAUAUAGUGCACUACUUUAGACCAGAGCCAUAUUCCCUAUAUAGUGCACUACCUUUAUAGAACCCUAUUCCCUAUAUAGUGCACUACCUUUAUAGCACCCUAUUCCCUAUAUAGUGCACUACCUUUAUAGAACCCUAUUCCCUAUAUAGUGCACUACCUUUAUAGCACCCACUAUAGACCAGAGCCCUAUUCCCUAUAUAGUGCACUACUUUAGACCAGAACCCUAUUCCCUAUAUAGUGCACUACCUUUAUAGCACCCUAUUCCCUAUAUAGUAUAAUAAUUUUGCACGCCCAAUUUUUCAGUUUUUGAUUUGUUAAAAAAGUUUGAAAUAUCCAAUAAAUGUCGUUCCACUUCAUGAUUUUGUCCCACAUGUUGUUGAUUCUUCACAAAAAAAAUACAGUUUUAUAUCUUUAUGUUUGAAGCCUGAAAUGUGGCAAAAGGUCGCAAAGUUCAAGGGGGCCUAAUACUUUCGCAAGGCACUGUACGUAAGGACUAGGGGCCCAUUUAGGAUGCUAACCCUGUCUGUGUUGACUCAAUGUACUGUACUACACCAGGACUAGGGGCCCAUUUAGGAUGCUAACCCUGUCUGUGUUGGCUCAAUGUACUGUACUACACCAGGACUAGGGGCCCACUUAGGAUGCUAACCCUGUCUGUGUUGACUCAAUGUACUGUACUACAUCAGGACUAGGGGCCCAUUUAGGAUGCUAACCCUGUCUGUGUUGACUCAAUGUACUGUACUACACCAGGACUAGGGGCCCA